Messenger RNA from Vigna angularis (adzuki bean), 675 nucleotides. RefSeq lists its product as uncharacterized. The record is from RefSeq and is a predicted model, not a curated record. Bases 80 to 442 code for a protein of 120 amino acids. The transcript has 2 exons. Lineage: Eukaryota; Viridiplantae; Streptophyta; Magnoliopsida; Fabales; Fabaceae.
CAAAUAAAAGUACAACAAUUUUGUGUUUUGCAUAGAAAGGUCUGGAGAAGGGGGAAGGGCGGCGAGAGGAAAGGGCGAGAUGGCGUGGAAAUGGAUUGUGAGGAGGACCCCCGAAUCCAAAUCCUUCUUCCUUGCAUUCGCCACCAUAUGCGGCGUCGUUCCGGGCGUCAUAGGCUAUGGCGUCAUGCAACUCACUAACACGCGCAACGAGCAGCUCGAGACCCAUCUUCGCAGAAGUGCUCGUCCCGAAUCAUUGAUGAUGGGGCAAGUGAAUAAAGAGAGACUGGCAGAGUACCUCGGAGAACUACAGCGGAAGGAGGAUACUAAUGACCGAUAUACUGCUGCUCUAAGAGGAGAGACUUUAACGAGGAAACCUUAUGUCAGAAUACAACCAAUUCCAGAGCAAACAGACACCAAGGUUGACAAGGAACAGAAGAAAUGAAUAAGUUGCAGGUCUACACUAUUGUGAAUAUAGAUUUUUAUAAUUCACUACGAACUUGAUACUGCUUUGUCUGCGUUUAAUCGUGUUUUGUUACUGAAUGUGUUUGCAUAAGCACUGAACUCCUUUUCAAGUGGGUUUGGUUAGGCGGACAAGAGUGACUAGCCAUACUUUAUAUUAUUCGAUUUAGACAAAUUUUUCAGAGGAGAUCAAAUAUUCUCUUUGGUGAUAUAAAA